Camelina sativa (false flax) is the source of this 1077-nucleotide messenger RNA. Its product is annotated as carbohydrate-binding X8 domain-containing protein. NCBI's taxonomy places the organism in Eukaryota, Viridiplantae, Streptophyta, Magnoliopsida, Brassicales, Brassicaceae. The record is from RefSeq and is a predicted model, not a curated record.
AAAUAUCAUAAACAUUAAGCUCCACCAUCGUAUCAAGAUCUCUCUCUCUCUCUCUCUCUCACACACACAAACAAACACGCAAACUCACAUUUGUGGUACUGUUAGGGUUAAACUAGUUCGAUCAGUUUUUAGUUUUCAUGGCGGUUUUCCUUCCUCUGUUUCUUCUCUCUUUCAUGUUUACCUAUUCAAAUGCGGCGGUUUGUGUAUGCAAGGACGCGAGCGAGCCGGAACUUCAGAAGGUGAUAGACUUCGCGUGCGGAGGAGGUGCUGACUGUACUCAGAUUCAGACGACCGGAGCUUGUUAUCAACCAAACACCAUCAAGAACCAUUGUGACGUCGCCGUUAACAGCUACUACCAGAAGAAAGCUCCAACCGGCGCCACCUGUGACUUUAACGGCGCCGCCGUCAUCUCCACUUCUCCUCCUUCCACUACUUCAAGCUGUUUAUCUAGUUCCAGCUCCAACGGAACCCCCACAACCGGAAAUACAUCCACCGGUAAUUCAACCGCCGGAACUCCAGGCAUUACAAAUCCAACCACAGGCAACUCCACCGGCAAUUCAACAACCAGCACACCUACCAAUGAUAGGCCGACUUCGUCUUCGUUAGCAUUUCCUGGAAAUACUAUGGGACCGGCAAGCAGCACCAGCGGUUUAGGUGGCGGUGAUCCCAACGGUGGAGAAGAGCUCUCCGUCCGAACCACGACGAUCAUCUUACUAGCUACCAUCGCUGCCGUGGCUUUGAAGGUUUAGGUGAAAUCAUCUCGGAUGAUCAUCAUGACAUGGACGCUCAUUUGUUAUAUGAGAUAUUAAAGCCAAGUUAGAGCGUCUCUUUCUUUGCCCACCUUUUAAUCUUUGUAGGGUUGUGACUCUCUCUCUCUCUUUCUUCUAUAGUAUUUUAAUUUGGUUUAUAGAAAACCUUAAUCAAGAGCUUUUCUUGCUUUCUUUUGUAAAUCCAGAAUGCUCUUUGGUUUGUAUUCUUUUUAUUACCUAUCGUUAGUGUCUUAGUGAUGCGUCCCAUGUGUCAUUGUCGAUUUCAACAUCACGAAAUAAUAAAAUGACGUUUGCUAAUUUACUAUGA